Molecule: messenger RNA, 411 nt
Organism: Plectropomus leopardus (leopard coralgrouper)
Lineage: Eukaryota; Metazoa; Chordata; Actinopteri; Perciformes; Serranidae
Source: RefSeq, a predicted model, not a curated record
CACUCAAAAAAUCCAAGUCUAGAAAGACCAUCACCCACUUCACAAAUGUGCACGGUCUGCCAUGCAUUGAGAAGAUUGUGAGGUCAGUGGAGGAGACCCCGGAGCCCAUCAGCACUGUCAUCACUGGAAAAAUCCCAGAAUGGAUCAGCGGCUCCUUCUUGAGAAACGGGCCCGGGAAGUUUGAGAUCGGAAACCACAAGUUCAACCACUGGUUCGACGGCAUGGCGCUCCUGCACCGCUUCCAAAUAUCCAACGGACAGGUGACUUACAGAAGCCGCUUCCUGUCCAGCGACAGCUACAAAGCCAACAAGGAGCACAGCCGCAUCGCAGUGUCAGAGUUUGGCACCAUCACUGUGCCAGACCCCUGCAAAAACUUCUUCCAGCGCUUUCUGUCCAGAUUUGAAUUUCCAC